GUGCACUGAGUGUGAGCCCCACCCUGGCACUGUUCAGAGAAUGGCGUGCUGUGAGUGCUUACACUCAGGAUAUGUCCUCUCUGCAAAGUUAACUCAGGUAAUUGGCAUCUGGGUUAGCCUAGCCUGGGUGUGAGCAGCUACAGUGAAAAGCCCUGCCCGACUUACUGUGUUCUCGCUGGUGCUGAACUCCCAUGUGGCACUAGGACAUCUCGGCGCACAUCCUAGGAUUCCUUGUGCUGCAGUAAAUUGAACUUCUCUAUGAAUUUUUCCCAAUGAAUUGUGGGAGCAACUGUCUGUCCUUCUGCAUGAAGAGAACUGUGGGAAGGCAUUGGAUGACUAUCAGCAUUCUGGCUGAGACACUGACACCAGAGCAGAUAACAGAGUACAAAGGCGUCUUUGAGAUGUUUGAUGAAGAGGGCAAUGGGCUAGUGAAAACAGAUGAACUGGAGAAGCUUAUGAGCUUGAUGGGAAUCAACCCAACCAAGAGAGAGCUGGUGACAAUGGCAAAGGAGGUGGACAAAGACAAUAAGGGCACCUUCAACUGCGACAGUUUUCUGGUUUUGAUGGGCAUUUAUCAUGAAAAGGCUAAAAACCAGGAUGAAGAGCUGAGGGCAGCAUUCAAGGUCUUUGAUAAGGAACACAAAGGCUACAUUGAUUGGAAUACACUCAAGUAUGUACUGAUGAAUGCUGGAGAACCACUAAAUGAACAGGAGGCUGAACUGAUGAUGAAAGAAGCUGAUAAGGAUGGAGAUGGAACAAUUGAUUAUGAAGAGUUUGUGGCCAUGAUGACUGGAGAAUCCUUUAAGCUUGUUCAGUAGAGUCCUGCAGAAGAACCAUAUCCUUUGUUACAAAGAUCCUUCCUAGACACCCUCACCUGCAGGGGCUGCAAUUCCUCUCAAGAUGCCGUGAUCAGGAGAUGUCUCUGAACACCACUCACACACUACCCAAGUCUGAGGAACUUCACCUGGCAUUCACAGCAGGAGGAAGCUACAGACCAGAGCACAGCUGAGAGACUCCUCUCACAGCAGGCAUGGAAGCUCUUGCAGGACAGAUUCAGUUAUUCAGGGAAGCUGUUUUGGGCCAUGGAAAUUGUACAAGAGCCAUAAUUUAUGUUUAUUAAUAAACUUUAUAAAGAAGGUUUUUCCAAUAUGGCUUUAAAAAGUCCUGUGAAAGGAACAUAGUGUACUUAGGAAAGGAAUGCAUGUGCUUUGCCAGGACUCUCACUUCUCCUGUAUAAAUCAUUCCUGGGACUGAGAAUUGCUCCCAGGUCCACACCUACUUUUAUCCAUCUCAAAAAGAGUUCACACCUUGGUUAGAAAUGCCUAAACUUCACUUCUGCAUGGCGGACUAAAUAAAGCUACCCGAGGGAGUGCAUGAGAACAUGAGUCACAUUGCACUGAAUUUCAAGCUCACAAUAAUUCAGUGUUUCAAGUGGGCUUGGAAAAACAUUGAGGAAACCUGUGAAAAGAUUCAGUCAGGGUUGGGUAGCAGAUGGAAAAGUUUGUAAUGCUGCAAGCUGGUUCUGAACCAGAGCAUAGCACAUAAGGGGAAGGGCAUUGGACUUGGGGAAAGCAGAAGGAAUCCUUGUAACACUGCAUGUCUGUGCUCCAGAGUACAAGUGGGUUAAAGCAAGCUAUUAAGUCAGGAGAAAGCACUAGAGAAUUGGUCCAUCCUGGCACAUGCGCUGUUCAUUGUGGGCCAAAUUUUCAAAAAUAUUUAGGCACCUAAAGGUGCAGAUGGCACUUUUGAAAAUCCAUUUGGUGCCUAUCUGCCACUUUAGAUACCAAAUACCUUUGAAAAUCCAGCUGUUUGCCCCUAUAUUUUAGAAUGAACUAGAAGUUAUUUCUUUUAACCUAUCUGUACCCUCUUGCUCCAUAAAGCUUUUUAAAUUCAGAAGACCCAACACUCAAUUCUUGCUGGUGGGGAGGAAGGGGGAAGCUCAUAGGAUCUCUGGCCAAAAGCAUGUGCUACCCUGUGAACUGAACAUAGUGCUUAUUUCUGCAUAAGAACUAGGACUCUUCCUCCUGCAUCAGGAGGUUAUUGAAAUGAAGUACUGUAGUCAAGUGAAGAUAUUCACCUGAAGACAAACACUCAAAAGGCAGCAGUUGUGGUUUUGGACUAUAUUUGAGGAACAUAUAUGUUGCAAUGGUUUAACUAAAGAUGUGAUUUUAAACUGAUUUAGUUAAUCUAGUGCAAACCCCUGUGCGGACACUCUUAGUUCAAUUUAAACCAGAUUUAUUGCAGUGUAGCUUAAAUAAGUUGGGAAUCAGCUUAAGCUAAAACAGCAAUGAGCCACUCUUAACCAAAAUAAGAGUGUCCAGUUUUUAAACUGAUUUAAGUUAAAUAGUCUCAACUCUCUUAUAUAGACCACGCCUAAACAAAUGCUAUCUCACAGGCAGGAGUAAAACUGAGCUCAGUUUGCAAGUGACACAAUCCAGUGGCUUUUUAGAAACCAUUCUUUCCAUGAUUCAGAGACCUGAACAGCGAGAGGUUUUUUUGGCAUCUACAAAGCUCAGACAUCAUUGAAAAUAUGAUUGACAGUCUUCUUUAGCCUAUUAUAUAUUUGCAUUGCACUAAUGCCUAGAGGCCUCAGUGAGGGAUCGGGGCCUUCUUGUCCUAGGGUAAUUAUGAAUGGGUCCAUAGUAUUUUCCAUAGCCCACAACCCUCCAGUACAGGAUAGUUCAAGCAGGCAGAGUACACAUAUUCAUAGAUUUCAAAGAGGCUUUGCUUUUAUCCACAAAACACUGUCCAGACCAGUCCUUGUCUUACUCCAGCAGCCACCAAUCACAUCCUCAUGACUCCUCAAGCUCACCACACUUGCUUUGGUCAGUGAGCAAAUGUGACUUGUUUCUACCAGCUCUGAGACGACAUGAAGAGCUCACACAGCACCCAUCUCAUGCUCAGCUAAGGGUCCCACUAGAUCUCUUGCACCUAUAUGCUCUUCUUAUGCAACAAAAGGCCUUCACUCUGUUCCAGCAAUGCAAUCACAGAAACAUUCCUCUAGAGUCCAUGGUCAUCUCCCCUCCUUAGGAAAUUUUCCCUGUCCCAAUCACUACUAGUCUGAACAGACCCUGUGUCCAAACAUGAAAGACUCUCUCUCUCUGAUUCCUAAUAUCUCAUCUUUAUUUACUAGCUUGGUCUUUCCUUUUAACCCUCUAGGGCUCUCCCUUCACUCACCUCUUAAGUAAAAUAAGCAAAUAUUUUUUCAAAUCUGUAUGUUGAUUUUGAACAAGCACAGUUCACCAGGGGGUAAUUCUUUCCCUAAGCUGCCCUGGGGAAAUCCCCCAGCUUCCUGGAAACCACCAGCCUCCCCACCAGACCAAUUAUAAGAUAAUUGAGAGCAGGUUUAAUAUUUCUUCCCAUCAUGGCCACAAACCUUCAGUGGUGGUAACUUCCCAGCACUUGUUUGCUAAUAAAGCCUCCUAUGCAAUGCAGGCUACUGGCUCUUUUGGGAAUAAUUUUACUUGCCUACUUCACAGGGUUGUUGGGAGGGUUCCUGACAUGGUUUCAUUAUUCAGAUGGUGCCAGUCCGUACCAUAAACAAGCACAAGUUGUCCUGGGGGGUGGUAGGGAGUGCCUGGCUAGCCCUUUGUACCUCUGCAAUGGGCAGCAGAUUGAAGAAGCAGGGAGCGCUCUCACCUCACCAGCCAAGGAGGCUGGGGGAUCUGUGGUGGGGAAGGGGAGCUGCACUCCCCACUUGAUCACCUGGGAAUAGGAGCUAGAAUGUGAAAUGAGUUGAGCAGUGAGCUGUAGGCAUCAGUCCUACAAUGUGAGCAGGCCCCAGCAUCUGCACAGAGUCCCACAGCCUUCAGCAGGUCUCUGGUCAGGUGCAGGGGUUCAUUUGCAUACAGUGCUUUGCAGAAUCAGGGCCUUAGUCCAGGUGGUAGCCUCCAUAUCACCAAACCUCCGGCCUGUUUUGGCAAGUCUCAGCGGCGAUAUCUGGGACUCAAAUGGCUGUAGAGACUUAAUACACCUGAAAGCACCACCCUCCAAAUCAGACUUGAGGAGCAGUGGGGCAGGUUGCCCUGCCUGACCUACCUCAGGCAGUUCUAUGGCCUAUGCCCAUAGAACCUGAGCACCCUCAGUCACUACUGUAUUUAUCCUUGCAACAUCUCUAUGAGGCAGAUCCACAGAAGCCAAAGUGAGUAACAAGUGGUGGAAGAUGGAGAUAUACCCCUUCUCUCCUUACAAUAAAAUCUGGUUUUAAUUAGGACAAUUUCACAAUGACCAGAAUUAUAAUUAGCACAUUGCAAUUCAUCGUGUAACGUCCUGGGCCCAUCUCAUCAUAUCCAUGUACCUCAUCGGGACUCUGGGAUGGGCAAAAGAGACACACCACAAAGACUCCAUCAGGUUUUACACUAAUCCCAGUACAGAACUUUGAGAAUUUUAGCCUGUGCUGUCUGAAUACAAAUAGAGUACAAACACAACCAAUAACUGUACUGAGAGUAAAAAAUUUUCAUUUGAAAAAUUGGAUGGAAAAUGGCCAUUUUCCUCAACAAACCAAUGUGCUGAAAAUUUCCAUCUCUUUUGAAAUUUUCCAAUUUGUUUGUGCAAAAACAAAACCUGAAAAUCCCCAAAUUUGGAGAGCAGGGGAGGGGUAUUGUCAAACCAGCUCUACUCAGUACUUAACUUAGUUUCGAAUCUCAGUGCUUUGAAGUAAGGAGCUUCCCCUUAACUGCAUCCUAUUACAUUGAAACACUCUGUACAACAGGAAAACUCUGAAAAUCAACUACAGUAUAAUUGCAAAGUGCAGUGUUUUGGAUCAUUACCUUAGCUCUGUUUAAGAGGGGAAUGUAUGUAAGUGAAACAGCAGGAGUCUUUGUAGAUAGGUUGUGAAAGAGGCAGGAUUAACUUGUGCAGCAUUUCAGAACUCAUGUAGCUUUCUGCAAAAAUAGCACUACGUGUCAGAAACCAUACUGGCAAGUUAGAGUGAGCAUGAAUACUGAAUUCUGUAUCAAGUUCCAGUACAAAAUAUGCUAGCACCGGCAGGGAAGAUAUGAUACUCAUUGUACCGGCAAAAAUGUUGGCAACGCCUAGAGAGCACCAGUUUCCUAAUCAGAGCACAGCUAUAUUUAAGUUGCUAAUUUAGCACCCCCAGCAGGAGCUUCCUGCACAUCAUUUGCAGAAAGGGCCUGCUGCCAGGCUUGAGGGUGUAGACCUUGGAGAUUGCUUGCGCAAGAUCUCUCACCAAAGAGGAUGGCAAGCUUGGGGAAGACAAGACUGGGCUGUGAGCCAUACCUGCUGUUAUUUUAAUAAUACCUAGCUCUUAUCUAACACUUUUCAUCAGUAGAGCUCAAAGCACUUUACAAAGAGGUCAGUAUCAUUCCCAUUUUACAGAUGAGGAAACUGAGGCACAGGGAGAUGGCAGCCCAGAUCCUCAAAGGUAUUUUAGGCACCUCACUCCCAUCAAAAUGAAAGGAGGAUCUAAGAUAAAGUGACUUGCCCAAUGUCACCCAGCAGGCCAGUAAUACAAUCCAGGUUCCCUGACUUCCUAGUCCAAUGCUCUGUUUGCUAGACCACACUUCCCAGACAGGCCAGCCUGCUAAACUAAUCCACUGAGCAAAAGACAAGUUGCACAGGCCAAUUACCAGGCUGGCUAGGAAAUCACUAGUCAACACAAGUGAGAAGGGUUUAGCAUUGCGGGAACCUGUUGAGGACUCAAAAUCAAUUGGCUGGCAAGGAGGAUGUUUAAGAAUCUUGUUCCAUCAACGUAGUCGCGCACAAUAGCCUUGGACUCAGAGGAGACCUGUGUUGAUUUUCAACUCUGUCCCCUGGCCUGCUGGGUGACCUUGGACAAGUCCUUGUAGAUCAGCUUACAAGGGAGGUUGGUGGUGGUAUCCUUAUCUUCCAGAUGAGUAAAAGUUUUUGAGACCUACUGAUAAAAAGUGUGAUGAAAGAGCUAGGUGUAAUUCACAGUACUAUUUUUCCCCUCUCCUUUUGGAAUCAGCCGUACUGGACUUUCCCCAUUUAAUUAUUUUAAAAAUGUGAGGUAGGGCAAAACUGACUAAGUAAACAACCAAAACAUUUUAACAGCCCCACAGCAUUUAGGGUUUCACAGAUGUCACUUUACUUAACAGCAGGAAGUUAUACUGGGGGUGAAAUGCCAGUGCAGGCACAGCCAAGAUGGCAAACAGUAACUGGUCACUCAAUUACAGACCUAAAAGUUGCAAUUCUUCAACAAAAAAACUUCAAAAAUAGACUCCAAAGAGAGAUUGCUGAAUUGGAAUUAAUUUGCAAACUGGACACUAUUAAAUUAGGCUUGAAUAAAGACUGGGAGUGGAUGUGUCAUUACACAAAGUAAAACUAUUUCCCCAUGUUUAUUCCCCCCUACCCCCCACUGUUCUUCACACAUUCUUGUCAACUGCUGGAAAUGGCCCAUCUUGAUUAUCACUACAAAAGGUUUUUUUUCCUCUCCUGCUGGUACCCAUUGUUUCAUGUUCUCUGUGUAUAUAAAAUCAUUCUACUGUAUUUUCCACUGCAUGCAUCUGAUGAAGUGGGCUGUAGCCCAUGAAAGUUUACGCUCAAAUAAAUUGGUUAGUCUCUAAGGUGCCACUAGGACUCCUGUUUUUCUUGCGGAUACAGACUAACAUGGUUGCUACUCUGAAAAAAGUAAACUGCCGAGAUGGACCCCAGGCUGGAAAGCACUAUGGGGCCUACUCCUAUUUCUUUUGAGGUCCACAGCCAAAAUUGGCUUCCAACGUACGACAGCAAGAUCAGGCCCUUGCUCUGUUAUGUCUGCAGCUAAGUGGAGUCAGUGAUGUGGUGUGUCCCUAUACCAUUUAAUCUCCAGCAGGGAGGAAUGUAAGUUGAGCAAGAAGGCUACUUGGGCAGCAAAGCAUGUCAGCUGCAUGUGAUCUGAGAAAGGCAAUCCCAACCACACUGAGGUACCAGGUGCAGUUCAGGGUCUGUAUCAUCAUCAUUUCCCCUCAUUAAAUGUCUUUUACAGCAGCCUUAACUCAGUCAUUAAGUUUCCAUUUGGGCUGGAAUCAAACAAGUAACUUCUUGUGUUUGUGAAGUUUGCUGUACAAAACACCCCUAAUUGCUUCAGCCAGCAGAAGAGUGUUCCAUAUACUCAUGAACUCCUGUUACCAAACACCAGGACUUCUGUGCCAUUUUGCAGAUGUGCUGAACCAGGGACAACUCCCACUGAAGCCAAUGGGAGCUGCAAAUCUGAAGUACAACUCCUCUUUUGGCAGCCCUAGUUCAUCCAGUACCAUCAAGACUGGCAAAACAGGAGUGGUUUUUGCAAAGCCAGGUGCAGCUGUUAAGAGCCAGAUUCCAGCUAUUUGGUUGGAUCUUGAUUUUCUCUCUUUCUACUCUUUCAAUCUGGUCUCUGAAGGCUCCUCACCCCACUACCAGGGCAGGGGAAGGCUUAAUUGAGCCUUCUACAACUCAGGCCAAAAAAAAAAAAAAAAAUCCCAUAGAAAACAGUUUGAAAAAACUGAUACUAAAUGCCAAAAGUUGGUGCAGAAUUCCCUGGCUUGGUAGGUUUGUGUUAAAACUACCACUCACUUCCAACCGCAGCUGAGCCUCUUUGCUUCUUCUAGUACAAGUCAGACUAGUCACUAGUUCCAGUCAGUAGGGAGCUUAAGAACAAAACUUCACCAGUGAGAAUAGGGCUAGGAG
Molecule: messenger RNA, 7626 nt
Organism: Chelonia mydas (Green sea turtle)
Lineage: Eukaryota; Metazoa; Chordata; Testudines; Cheloniidae
Gene: CALML6
Product: calmodulin like 6
Exons: 5
Coding region: 273-818 (181 amino acids)
Cellular component (GO): myosin II complex
Molecular function (GO): calcium ion binding
Source: RefSeq, a predicted model, not a curated record